AUGGAGAGUAGUCUUGCAACUGGAUGGUAUCGAUUUGUAGGCGCUAGCGGUACACAGCUUGUGACUCAAAAAUUAAGUAUAACUAACAUCUGUGGUGCUAGUUAUCCAGGUUGGUGGAACGGUACACUACCAAUGAUAAUUGGUGCAACCAAUGUCGGCAACGUUUGUUUUUAUAAUGGCGAUUCCUGUAAUAAUCCAAUUUCUCCAAUAAGUGCAACCAAUUGUAGUGGCUAUUAUGUUUUUUAUCUAAUAACGAUUCCAUGUUGUUCAUCGUAUCGUUACUGUACAACGACAUCAUAA
This is a messenger RNA of Rotaria sp. Silwood1, 300 nucleotides long. NCBI's taxonomy places the organism in Eukaryota, Metazoa, Rotifera, Eurotatoria, Philodinida, Philodinidae. The record is from the annotation of a GenBank genome assembly.